UGAAAAGCCCAUCCCCGUCAUCAGCCUUUCAAAGCGAUGGCCAGCGGGGCCGAGGUGCCCCCAUUCAACUAAAUCUCUGAUUCCUCUGCUGCGGUGAAUAAGAAAAGGAAUUUUUCUUACAAGAAAUAGAAUGGGGCCCCUUGUCCCUCCCCAUAAUCCAUUCCUCUUCCCAGAAGCAGCGCUCUUAGCUACCACCAUCUUCUUCCUUUCGCACCCCCAACCUUUUAUUUAUGACACUCUUUCUUUAUAAAUAUGCACUCCACAACAACCACGCCCUUCAUUCUUCUUGUCUCUCUUCCACAGGCUACUACAGUACAGUGGCUUUAGCGCUGCGCCUAAAUCCAAGCAUUGAUUGAUUGUCCAUCGAUGGCUCCACUGUUCCCUAUCUCUACUUCCUCCCAACCCUUCCUCUUCUUCUUCCUCUUCUUUUCAGGUGUCCAUUCGGCUACCUUUACGAUGACGAAUAACUGCGCCUACACGGUGUGGCCGGGCGUACUGGCAAACGCGGGCACGGCGCCGCUGUCGACCACGGGGUUCGAGCUAAAGCAGGGGGAGACGGUCGCGCUGGCCGCGCCGUCGGGAUGGUCGGGGCGGUUCUGGUCGCGGACACUCUGCUCCACGGACUCGACCGGGAAAUUCUCUUGCGUCACCGGCGACUGCGGCUCCGGGAGGCUGGAAUGCUCCGGCGCGGGAGCUAAACCGCCCGCGACGCUGGCGGAGUUCACGCUCGGCAAUGGGGCGCUGGACUUCUACGACGUGAGCUUGGUGGACGGGUUCAACGCACCGAUGAUGGUAACGCCCCAGAGAGGCACGGGUAACUGUGCGGCUACCGGGUGCCUGGCGGACCUGAACGGGGCCUGCCCUUCGGCGCUGCGGGUGACGGAGGCGACGUCCGGUGAGGGCGUGGCGUGCAAGAGCGCCUGCGAGGCCUUCGGGGACCCGCGGUAUUGCUGCAGCGGCAGCUACGGAACCGCCGACACCUGCGGGCCCACGCCCUACUCUCGCUUCUUCAAGAAUGCCUGCCCUCGCGCCUACAGCUACGCCUACGAUGAUCCCACCAGCACCUUCACCUGCUCCGGCGCCGAUUACCUCAUCACCUUCUGCCCUUCCGUCCCCAGCCAGAAAUCUUCCAGCAAUCAGUUCCCGUCGAUCAACAACACGAUGAUAUUUUCCGGCAUGUCGGACCCCGCUACAGUGAGCAGCGACGGGUUCCGGCAAGGAACGAUCGAUUUACUCUGGUUGGUGGCCGCCACCAUCUUCCUGAUGUUGACAUGGACCUGCUAGCAUUACAUUUACUCCAGUGUGGUUGGUCCGACAUAGACACUAGGCCCAGCUUCCUGGCUUUACACCGGAUCUUGGUCAUCACUGAAGAAACGCACCGGACCCUGACCGACCCCAACUGGGUUUACUGUCUUCGGUGACCACUGUCUGCAUGGACCCAUUUCUUCCCCUCUUCACUUAUUUCCAUGGUUUUUCUAUGCAAUUGUAUUUGUAAAUUUCUGUUCUUUUGGUUAAGCAGAAGUGCCAUGAUGCACGCAUAAAAGUUGUUGCGUUGCGACGAUUAUGGCGCAAAUGUUUUUUCUUCUUCUUUUUUACGGGAUGGAAAGAUCCACGCUCAAUUCUUUGUACAAAAUAAUAUUUAUGUGUUUUUAGUCUUUUGCAGUUGUAAGCUGCUAUGUACAGCGUUGAUGUAAGCAAUUUCAAGCAAAGAGUUCGUUUUC
Nymphaea colorata (pocket water lily) is the source of this 1721-nucleotide messenger RNA. Its product is annotated as thaumatin-like protein 1b. The coding region runs from base 367 to 1284 and encodes 305 amino acids. The record is from RefSeq and is a predicted model, not a curated record. Gene Ontology annotation, cellular component: extracellular region. Lineage: Eukaryota; Viridiplantae; Streptophyta; Magnoliopsida; Nymphaeales; Nymphaeaceae. Gene Ontology annotation, biological process: defense response. The transcript has 3 exons.